CUUUGUUGUGCUGUCCAAUGGCAGAGGAUUAGAGCGUUGCUGGCUGCCGGGUGACAGUGGAACAGUCGGAGCUGCGGGAUGUCUGGCCCGGGGAGUCCGCGCCGCCCUCAGUAAAGAUAUUCCGGAACUGAUUGGCUUCCUGUGGUUUCAUUGGUUGGUUUGGCUCAGGAAGAGUAGCAGCCGGAGAUGGGUGCCAUUGGGAUGUAUUGAGAUUUGUGGUGGUUGAUACACCACUGCUAGACAUCACAUUAACAUGACAGGCUCUAGCUCCACUUUCCACCGUGCCCACAGCAAGCACUGCCAUUCGCACAAUCAGAAUGGGGGGCCCAAGACCACUAAAACGUCUCGCUCCCGGAGCCUCCACGAUCGCCCAUUGGUGUCUUCUCUCACGGCAGCUCCAGCGAGCGCCUCUGGAAACAGCUCCGGUGGGUACUCAGAAGAGGAGGACAAAGAGCCUGGGGCUCAUUUUUACGUCAAUAAAAGUGGCUUCCCCAUAGACAGUCAAACAUGGGAGAGGAUGUGGGUGCACGUGGCAAAGAUUCACCCUGAAGGCAAAGACAUGGUGGACAAGAUCCGUAAUGCAACUCUGCUGGCCAAGCCUUCAAUCCCAGCGGUGCCAACCUACAAGGCUUCCAUGUCAAUCCCAGAGUGGCUUCAGUCAGUGCAACGCUACAUGAAACUGCUGCAAUACAACCACACAGGGACGCAGUUCUUUGAAAUUAGGAAGACAAGGCCGAUAAGUGGGUUAAUGGAGACGGCGAAAGAAAUGACCAGAGAGUCAUUGCCCAUUAAAUGCCUGGAAGCCGUGAUCCUGGGAAUAUAUCUAACAAAUGGACAGCCGUCGGUGGAAAGAUUUCCCAUCAGCUUUAAAACUCAGUUCUCAGGGAGCUUUUUUCACCACGUUGUGCUUGGCAUUCACUGCAAUGGACACUAUGGCACUCUGGGUAUGAGCAGGAGAUCCGACCUGAUGGACAAGCCCCUGACCUUUCGGACUCUCAGUGAACUCAUCUUUGACUUUGAAGAGUCCUACAAAAAGUAUUUGCACACUGUGAAGAAAGUUAAAAUUGGCUUGUAUGUUCCCCAUGACCCCCACACCUUCCAGCCUAUUGAGUGGAAGUACCUGGUCAUUAAUAUGGGAAAGAUGAUGAAGGCGGACAUUAAGAAGGUCCUGGAGAAGCAUGCUAGAGACAUGAGGAUGAAGAUCCUGAAGUCGUCGGGGGUCCAGUCACCUGUGAAAGAACGAAGAGGGAAAUCGGUGUCCCCUCCCAGGUUGCGGCCCAGUCCUCAGAGACGUGUCUGCCGGAGAGAUAAAUCGCCGGCCCCGAUGGACAAGAAACCAGCAGAACUGAGCACCUUGAAUGACAUCAGUUAUCAGAUCCGGAUUUAAUUGCACUUUAACUCCUCCCCACUCCCCCACCUGUUCUUUUGUAAGGAUUUGUGACUAUUUAUUAUUAUUAGCGGGAUUUUAUUUAUGCUCUCCCUGAGGACUUUUUUCCCCUUUUUAAUACUAAGCUCAAUGUCUUGAGAAGAAUUGUGUCUCUUUCAAUCCUUCCGCCUGGCGUUGUGCGUGUGAAGGGGUUAAACAUCACAGCUUCUCCCUCGGAGCUUUGUUCCAGGCCAAAGGAAAAAGGGAAGAGUUGGCAAGUGAAGGGUCAGUGAGCCCCCUGGUGGGGAAAGAUGGGAAUUGGACUAGGGGGAAACCAUAUCAUUCUUAACAAGAUUUUCCUUUCCUGUUCCUUACACAUGGCAGUGGGCCACAACGGGUUAAUCCCCUCCCACCAUGCAAUGGGACAGGAAAUACAACAUAAAAACCCUGCUUCCGCCCCCUGGCCGCCAUCUUUGAACUCCUGGAGUCUCCCCCAAUAGAGGGUGGAAAGCCGUGGCCACUGCCAUGUUCCAGGAGGAUCCCUGCAGGCUCAACAUUAAUAGUCAGGAAAACAUAUACGUUAUAUGUCCCUCUAUACACCCCGAUAUACGGCCCUCUAUACACCCGCUAUACGUCCCCCCAUACACCCCACUAUACGUCCCUCCAUACAUCCCGCUAUACGUCCCCCAUACAUCCCGCUAUACGUCCCUCUAUACAUCCCACUAUACGUCCCCCCAUACACCCCGCUAUACGUCCCUCUAUAUAUCCCCCACCCAUACACCCCGCUAUACGUCCCAUACACUGACUGCUGAGAUACAGUAUCUCACCUGAUGUAUAUACUCAACAAUAUUAUUAUAUUAUUUGUAGCUGUAUUAAAGGAAUAGGUCAGUGUAAAAAUAAAAACUGGGUAAAUAAAUAG
This is a messenger RNA of Xenopus laevis (African clawed frog), 2285 nucleotides long. It is a transcript of the gene vash2.L, whose product is annotated as vasohibin 2 L homeolog. NCBI's taxonomy places the organism in Eukaryota, Metazoa, Chordata, Amphibia, Anura, Pipidae. Gene Ontology annotation, cellular component: cytoplasm. The coding region runs from base 254 to 1387 and encodes 377 amino acids. The transcript has 8 exons. Gene Ontology annotation, biological process: regulation of angiogenesis. The record is from RefSeq and is a predicted model, not a curated record.